Molecule: messenger RNA, 1058 nt
Organism: Hordeum vulgare subsp. vulgare (domesticated barley)
Lineage: Eukaryota; Viridiplantae; Streptophyta; Magnoliopsida; Poales; Poaceae
Exons: 3
Coding region: 433-714 (93 amino acids)
Source: RefSeq, a predicted model, not a curated record
GGCCGGCUCAGUCGGGUCGCCCGCUCUGUUCGGCGCAGGAGUCCCGUGUCAUACGGCAUCGAUCUCAACUCCGAUCGACUCCUCCCCCAAAUCCCUCGCCGGAGUGCAGCCUCCUCCGCCGCAUCCCUUCCUUCCUCCUCCCUUAAAGACUUGCCGCGCCAUCCCGCGACUGUAGGAUAGGAUCACUUCGAGUCGAGGCCAGUGAACAGGGGAGGGAGCGAACGCCGGCGGCCACCGUGGAAGAAGGAGGAGGAGCAGCCCGCGGGUCGCGCGUCUGCACGUCGCGGUCGUUCCCCACGCCGGAUUCAAGUGCCGCGACGGAGGGCGGAAACCCGAAUCGCCGUGGAGCGAGAGCACACGCCGGCCGGCAUAAAUAUUGCUGAGGGUUUACAAAGGAUUCACAUUCUUCUGUCAUAUGUCUGCAAUUUCAGGAUGGCUACUGAAGACUCUAAAGAUAUGCUGAAGAAUGCAGACUGGAAGACAGUGAGUGGUGCAGUUACUGAGUCAAGUCAGCCGGUUGUUAGGAAGCGCCUUCCGAAGAAAAUCAGACAAGUCCCUGAGUGUUACUUUCUGCCUCGACGAUCUUUGCCUUCUGCACUGGCAAUCUAUGGUGCUGUUUGUGCCGCUGGAGUUGGUGCAGGGAUGUUGCUUGAGGUUUGGAUAAACAAAAAAAUCAAAGAGGAUGGCGGCAUUGUCUGGGAAAUGGGCAAAUGAUGUGUGUGCCCGUUGUGUUUUGCUGGGCUCACUCUUCUGCUGCUGCUGCUUAAGCUGCAUCACAGAAAUAAGCAUGGUUUUGUUGUUUCGGAAUAUCUUUGAACUUUGCUGACAAAAGCAAACAAUGUUGCCCAGUGCCCCAGUGUACCCUGCGUUUCUGGUUUGGUUGUACAACUGUGUGAUAGUUCAAAUUGUAUUUUAGGCAAGCAAGGUGAAAAGAACAGGCAUCAACAUGUCUGUUCUUGUAAUUUUGGUAGGCACCACCAGUACUGGUAAGAAUUAUCUGAAUAUGUGUAACUGUGAAAAGUUGGAAGGGCUUUCGAUUUAUCGCGGUUACACACGAA